Lasiosphaeria miniovina is the source of this 1687-nucleotide messenger RNA. RefSeq lists its product as uncharacterized. The record is from RefSeq and is a predicted model, not a curated record. The transcript has 3 exons. The coding region runs from base 245 to 1507 and encodes 420 amino acids. Gene Ontology annotation, biological process: protein refolding. Gene Ontology annotation, cellular component: cytoplasm. NCBI's taxonomy places the organism in Eukaryota, Fungi, Ascomycota, Sordariomycetes, Sordariales, Lasiosphaeriaceae. Gene Ontology annotation, molecular function: Hsp70 protein binding.
CCCAACUCCCUUCCUCUCGCCUUGAGGUUCAAGACGCCGUAUAUCUUAACUACGGCCAGAGCACAUACGACGGACGCUACCUAGUCUUUUACUAGGUCGUUCGUUUGUUUGUAGACUUUUAUCUCUGCUUCAUUCGGUGUACCCCUUAUCCCGGGCGCAAUCAAUCAAUCGACUAUCGAAGGGCGCAAAGCAAAAAAGUGGACAGUCUGGCCCCUUUGGCCCAAAGUUCGGCGGCGGGCGCACCAUGCUGCUACACUCGGCGGCCUUGCUGCUGCUAGUGGUGCUGGCGCAGCUUGUCCUUUGUCAGGAGGACUUUUACAAGAUUCUCGGCCUCGACAGGCAGGCCUCAGACAAAGAGAUCAAGUCAGCCUACAGGCAAUUAAGCAAGAAAUAUCACCCUGACAAAAACCCGGGCGAUGAGACGGCACACGAUAAGUUUGUCGAGGUGUCGCAGGCGUACGAGGCCUUGAUAGACAAGGAGAGCCGGCAGAUCUACGACCAGUAUGGCCACGAGGGCUUGAAGCAGCGCCAGCAGGGAGGCGGCGGCCACGGCCACGACCCCUUUGACCUGUUCAGCCGCUUCUUCGGUGGCGGCGGCCACUUUGGCAACCAGCCCGGCCAGCGGCGCGGGCCCAACAUCGAGGUCAAGGUCGGCAUCGCCCUGCGCGACUUCUACGAGGGCCGCGACACCGAGUUCCAGUGGGACAAGCAGCAGAUCUGCGAAGAGUGCGAGGGCACCGGCGCGUCGGACCGCGUGGUCGACACGUGCCGCACCUGCAACGGCCAUGGCGUCAAGAUGGUCCGCCACCAGCUGGCGCCCGGCAUGUUCCAGCAGGUCCAGAUGCAGUGCGACCAGUGCGGCGGCCGCGGCAAGACCAUCAAGCACAAGUGCUCCGCCUGCGGCGGCGACCGCGUCCUGCGCAAGCCCGCCACCGUGUCGCUCAAGGUCCAGAAGGGCAUGGCCAACGGCGCGAAGAUCCAGUACGAGAACGAGGCCGACGCCAGUCCCGACUACGUGGCCGGCGACUUGUUUGUGACCCUGGUCGAGAAGGAACCGGACUUGGAGCAGGACAACCCGGACCACGUCGACGGCGUCUUCUUCCGCCGCAGGGGCAACGACCUGCUCUGGAGGGAGGUCCUGUCGCUGCGCGAGGCCUGGAUGGGCGACUGGUCGCGCAAUCUGACGCACCUCGACGGCCACGUUGUGCGCCUGGGCCGGAAACGCGGCGAGGUCGUCCAGCCCGGCCACGUCGAGACGGUCGCCGGCGAGGGCAUGCCCAGGUGGCACGAGGACGUCGACGACGUCUACCACAGGAUGGAGCACGGGAACCUGCUCGUCGAGUACGUCGUCGUGCUGCCCGACCAACUCGAGAGCGGCAUGGAGAAGGAGUUCUGGGCCGUGUGGCAAAAGUGGCGCGGCAAGCUCGGCGUCGACCUGCACAAGGACAGCGGGAGGCCCGACGAGCCCAUGAGGCAGGCUGACGCACACGCGCACGAGGAGUUAUAGACACGCCGACGGACGGACGAAUGAUAAUUCACUUGUCUUUUUUUUUUGCUUAUAUCGUUAAAUUUUAGGUCGCAAUUUAGAUUUUCCAUCUAGAGACGGGGCGCGGUCCGGGUUUGUAAAACAAGCUAGGCGGCAACGGUAUCAUAUAUGCUCAAACCAAUGCGUGCACUACAUCCCCUG